Molecule: messenger RNA, 792 nt
Organism: Staurois parvus
Lineage: Eukaryota; Metazoa; Chordata; Amphibia; Anura; Ranidae
Source: the annotation of a GenBank genome assembly
GAGCGACAGGUCUCGGGCCCCCAGGCGGAGCGACAGGUCUCGGGCCCUCAGGACGGAGCGGCGGGCGCCGGACCCCCAGGCGGAGCGACAGGUCUCGGGCCCUCAGGCGGAGCGGCGGGCGCCGGACCCCCAGGCGGAGCGACAGGUCUCGGGCCCUCAGGCGGAGCGGCGGGCGCCGGACCCCCAGGCGGAGCGACAGGUCUCGGGCCCUCAGGCGGAGCGGCAGGCGCCGGACCCCCAGAUGGAGCGACAGGUCUCGGGCCCUCAGGCGGAGCGGCGGGCGCCGGACCCCCAGAUGGAGCGACAGGUCUCGGGCCCUCAGGCGGGAGCGACAGGUCUCGGGCCCCCAGGCGAAGCGGCGGGCACCGAGUCACCAGGCACGACAGUGGGCACCGAGUCGUCUGGCAAGACUGCGGGCACCGAGUCGUCUGGCAAGACUGCGGGCACCAAGUCGUCUGGCAAGACUGCGGGCACCGAGUCAACAGGCACGACAGUGGGCACCGGGUCAUCAGGUAUCGGAUUGUCUGGCUCGACAGCGGGCAUCGGGUCACCAGGCAUCAGGUCAUUUGGCUUGCCAGCGGGCACCGCGUCAUCUGGCAAGGCAGUGGGCACCGGGUCACCAGGUAUGACAGCGGGGCUCUGAGUCAAUUGGCACGACAGCGGGCACCGGAUCAGGUACCGGAUCAUCUGGAUCAACAGCGGGCAUCGAGUCAACUGGCCUAAUAGGAUCAGAGGCAUCGGCUGAAGAGAGGCAUCAGGGCUGAAGAGAGGCAUCAGGCUGAAGAGAGGCAU